Messenger RNA from Anastrepha obliqua, 795 nucleotides. RefSeq lists its product as uncharacterized. Bases 29 to 697 code for a protein of 222 amino acids. The transcript has 3 exons. The record is from RefSeq and is a predicted model, not a curated record. Lineage: Eukaryota; Metazoa; Arthropoda; Insecta; Diptera; Tephritidae.
GACUCGCACUCGAUGUUAAUCCAUCAACAUGAAUAAAGUCUCAUGCACAUUCUCUGCCAGCUGCUUAGUAUUCCUCGCCACCGUUAGUUGCUCAUUGGCAGCAUCGAGCAUCUGGAGCUGUGCUGUAAACGUUUCUACUAUUGAAUUCAAUGUAUCACGUAUAUCAGGCAUUUGGUAUGAGACAGCGAGGUUUCCCGAGACAGAAGUGCCGGCUUGCGUUAAAGUGUCAGCACCGACGACUCCCAUCGAUGGACACUACACGCUACGGAUGAAUUAUUUCAAUAACGUCGAUAAAGGUUGGAAGAAUACUACAGAAGAUAUUGUAUUUACUUGGAAUGAGAAUACGCAAAACGGUACAUUCGAGCUUGUUUAUGGUUAUAGCCCAUUCAGCAUAACUGUCAUUUUCAAAUUGAUCGCAACGGAUUAUGAGACAUUAGCUCUCGUUUGCGGGUACUCACCUAUGGCCCCACAGAUUAACCUCAUUAAGGUACUUACCAGACACGCGCCGCUAAACCCGAUAUUGAUUGAGAAGAUCAAUGAUUUGGCCAACAUUUAUAAUGUUGGUUCACUCAUCACCUGGGUGGAGCAUUCGAGCAGAUGUAACGCAGCCAGCAAAACAGCAGCGUCGUUUUUGCUCUUGUUCGUUUUGGUUUGUGGAAUCCAACAAGUUUUGAACUAUGCACAUUUAUAUAUAUAAUACUAAUAGUGAAUUGAAAUCCGUUAUUUUAUCAAAAGUUGAGUGUAGGAAAGAAGUAGUGUACCUCUAAUAUAACUUAAAAAGCGUAAACAAUUCAA